Molecule: messenger RNA, 1379 nt
Organism: Hydractinia symbiolongicarpus
Lineage: Eukaryota; Metazoa; Cnidaria; Hydrozoa; Anthoathecata; Hydractiniidae
Exons: 2
Coding region: 245-1246 (333 amino acids)
Source: RefSeq, a predicted model, not a curated record
AGAUCCUAGGUUUUAUAAUUUUAUGUAAGUAAAAAUAUAUAUACCUUCCUGACUAUUCAUACUCUUUAUUCUUUCGCGGUAUAAUGCUUCUUGAUCAGUUAAUAAUUAAAUAAAUUGUCAACAAAGGUCAUUAAUUUUAUGUAAUCAUUGUCUCUUAACUGUUUAAAAACAUUGUUAUAACGAGUUGUGGUGAAACGAAUACACAAGGUUUUAACAAAAUUUUAUUAACAAUAUUAUUAACAUUAUGAAGUUAGCCAUUCGCGUCGUAGUUAUCUUGGUGUUAUGUUUUAUUUUCGUAACGUUUCUUUUGUGGUUCAAUGAAGUUUUAUAUAAUGUAAAAACUCAUCAAGAAUGCCGCAGAAAAGACCUUAAAGAUUACAUUCUCGUUAUAGCGUUCAGCUUACCUUAUUAUAAAAACAAUAUUUUGUUUCAAGAAAUUUAUCAAAAUGCUUUUGGAAAGGUUGUAAUUUGCGGACCAGAACCAGACGCUAGGUCGGGACGCAAUAAACCAGAUAUCGAGUUUGACGACGCAAAGGACUAUGGUUACUAUUGCAUGGGGUUAGCUGUGAGAAAAUAUCAGCAAUUCAAAGGGUACUUUUAUAUAAAUGAUGAAAUAUUAUUCAACUGGUGGAACAUACAGCAUUUGGAUUUUUCGCAGCCAUGUCAACCUGGACAUCCCGAGUGGAGUCAGAAGGCGUACGAUUCCUUAGAUCCAAAUACAUUUUCUUUCAAACGAUGGAAAAAGAGCUUGGAAUCAUGCAGAAAUUUUCACCAAGCUGUAGUUAGAUUCUCGAAAUUUACCAACAAAGAUUUUGACGGCAAAAAAGCUUCGAAGACGUAUUUGCAAAACGGUCAUGGGCAAGCGAUGUGUGGAUAUGGAUGGUCGAACUUCUUUUAUAUUCCACACACCCAAGCUGCAUCCUUUUCUAUGUUAACUGAAAUCGGAUAUACAAACAGGCUAAAAUCGGAUAUUGGAUUACACAACAUAUUAAGAAGUUUAUCUCCAAUUGAAAAUCUGCAAACUGUGAACAUUACAACAUUAAAAAGGAACAGUGAAAAACGAAGGAUAGAAGGAAAAAAGCGAGCACAAGACUUUUGGAUGCUGUAUAAUUUAAAAAUACAUGUUGCCCACCCCUUCAGUAUUAACAGCAAAUCACACGAAGAGACGCAAUAUCACGUGACUAAACUGAAAAGUAUCUACCUAGAUCACGCUCUGAAAAUGACAAAUUGUAAAAGUGUAGAAUAAAUUUUAUUUCUAGAAGCUAUUCUCCUAGGAUAAGUUACUUAAAAUUAGGGCAUUUAUUUAUUUAUUUUUUCUAGUUCAUACGUUAAUGUGAAUGAGCUGUGCUUCAGCUUUCCAACGAGGGGUCAUUCAAACU